This is a messenger RNA of Pocillopora verrucosa, 1082 nucleotides long. RefSeq names its product isoaspartyl peptidase/L-asparaginase. NCBI's taxonomy places the organism in Eukaryota, Metazoa, Cnidaria, Anthozoa, Scleractinia, Pocilloporidae. Gene Ontology annotation, molecular function: asparaginase activity; beta-aspartyl-peptidase activity. The record is from RefSeq and is a predicted model, not a curated record. Gene Ontology annotation, cellular component: cytoplasm.
CGAACGAGCAAUGGAGGAAAGAAAGGCGACUGAGCCAACAAGUGUGCGACCCUGUAUUAUAGUGCACGGUGGGGCUUGGGCCAUACCAGACGCCUGGAAAGAGUCAUCAGUUAGUGGGGUCAAGAAAGCUGCACAAAAAGGGUACGAGUGCUUAUUAAAGGGUGGAACAGCUGUUGACACAGUUGAGGCAGCUGUUCGUAUUCUGGAAGAUGAUCCAACUUUUGAUGCAGGUCAUGGCUCAGUUCUCACAGAGGAGUUGACUGUUGAAGUUGAUGCCAUGAUCAUGAAUGGGCAGACCUUAGAAUCAGGUGCUGUUGCAGCAGUAACAGGUGUAGCAAAUCCUGUGUCUCUAGCUCGUCAUGUGAUGGAAGACACUCCUCAUUCUUUAUUGGUUGGCAAUGGCGCUUUAAAGUAUGCAAAGAAAAUAGAUUUUCCAAUUUUAUCUGAUCCUCUUGCACUUAUCAGUGAAGAAUCAAGACUACAAUUGGAAGGAAACAAAAAUUUCAAUGAAGCUGUUUUGAGUGGUUAUAAUACAGAAACAUGCAAUACCGAUACUGUUGUUAAUCCUGGACAUGACACUGUUGGUGCAGUUGCUAUGGACUCCUAUGGUCGACUAGCAUGUGCAACAUCUACAGGUGGAAUUUCCCUCAAGAUGCCUGGACGUGUUGGUGACAGUCCACUGAUUGGCUGUGGAGGUUAUGCAAACGAGGAGGGUGCAGUAUCAACAACAGGACAUGGAGAAUCCAUUAUGAAAACUUUGCUGGCAAGAGAAGUGGUGUGUAACAUGGAAGGGGGUUACACCCCUGAUUUUGCAUGCACUAAAGCACUUGAGAAGAUGUUUGAGCAAGUAGGUGGUCAGGGGGGAGCAAUAGCAAUCAAUAAACAUGGCAAGGUAGGGAGAGGUUUUACCACCAAGCGUAUGCCUUGGGCAACUAUUACAGAAGGUGUUCUAAAGUUUGGUAUUGAACCAAAUGAGGAAAUUUCAGAUGCAUGCUGUUGAGUAUUUAGACCCAUGAAUAUUGUAUUUAAGCUCUACUAUUUAUUUCCUAUUCCUAAUCUUAUCAUUAAACAUGUAGCCCCUG